UUUGAUCUUUAUAAUAUUUCAUCCAAAUCUUGGCUCACCAUGCCUCCUCCUCCUCCUCACCACCACCAGCAUGAUCACCCGCCGCCCCCAAAAUCCAAUCCCAAGCUCCUAUCUUCCAUCCUUAAAGCCCUCAUAAUGACCUUCAUAACCUCCAUCUUCUUCCUCAUCCUCGGCUUCGUCGCCUUCCUCCUCUUCCUCAUCCUCGCCGCCGGCGCCCUCCACCGUCGCCGCACGCACUCCGACGUCCCCUCAUCUGGGUUCUCUCCCAGACACUUCAAGACCCUCCCCCAGCUCCGCUUCCGAACCCAGAACCAAACGACGUCGUCCGACUGCGUUGUCUGCCUCGACGCCUUUCGGGACGGCCAGUGGUGCCGGAAACUACCUGCCUGCGGUCACCUGUUCCAUCGGAGGUGUCUCGACACGUGGCUCGUUAAGGUCUCGGCUUGUCCCAUUUGCCGGACACCUGUUUUAGGAAACACCGCCGCCGACGGUUUAGAAGAAGAAGAAGAGGCAAAGCGGUUGUGGAAUUUUAAUAGGAACACUAAUUCAAGGGUUAGUGCGGUUGAUGGGGAGCAGCCUUCUUUCAUAGACUUUUUCAACUACGGGAGGCAUAUUCCAAGGUAUGGCUCGUUCUCCUUUUCUGUUUUUUAUUUUAUAUUCUUCCUCCUUUGUUUAUAAUAAAGAACAAUUUUCAUUAUCUCAAAUAUUCGUGAAAACUGUUAUGAACAAAGCGUCAGCUGUAGCAGAUAGGGUCGAAGUGGAUAAUCUGAACUGUACAGGACAUAGCUGAAGACAGUGCCGUAUAGGACAGUAUGGUACUCGGUAUUACAUGAUGUAGAUAUUUGGAACUUGGUUUGGAGAUAUCAUAAUCCCAAUUAUAUGAAAUGUAACAGGGGAAAACAAAUAAGGGUUGUUAGAUAUUGUGUUACUGCAACAAUUUUACAUUGGGAGGUUGCACCAUGCAUUUGAUAAUUUUGAUUAAUGUGGUAUUGGUCCUUUCAGAUUCUUCAGGUUUUAUGAAGUGGCCUGUUCUUUUCC
Argentina anserina (silverweed cinquefoil) is the source of this 1038-nucleotide messenger RNA. RefSeq names its product RING-H2 finger protein ATL56-like. The record is from RefSeq and is a predicted model, not a curated record. The transcript has 2 exons. Bases 40 to 678 code for a protein of 212 amino acids. NCBI's taxonomy places the organism in Eukaryota, Viridiplantae, Streptophyta, Magnoliopsida, Rosales, Rosaceae.